UCCUCAGUUCGAGACGGACGCUCGCGGUGAGAGAUUCUUCUUCGCUUUCGUGUGGACUGGCGCCCUUGUCUGGGGUUGCGAUUCGGUUUUUCGUGGGGCGCGUGGCUAACUCGGAAGUGUUGGUGCCCCAGAGCCUGGGGCAUCCCGUGUGACACGGAUGCUGGGCCAAGGAAAAGUGGCGAAAAAAGGGAGACAACAUACAAUAGUGUGGGGAGGUAAAGUGUCAAAAAGUGGGUGAAUUUUUCACGUCCUGACGUUUGCUAGCCAGCAGCAAGAAUAGCGAAUAAUCGGAAUUCUGUCUGACGGGGAUAAUCCGGUAGCUGGCGAGUCGUUGUCGUGGGUUUUCGUCGUCGUAGCCGUUGUCGCCGUGGAUGAUUUGGUCGGAAGUGAAGUUCUGCGGAAGGUAGCAGGCAUCUCGCUGGAUGCUGGGGAAAGCCUAGAGAAUGGAAGCUGCCCCUUUCUCGUGAUGCUUUGUGUUUUGUUGCAAAGUGUAGUGUAGCUUGAAGUAGAUUAUUUCGGAAAAACGGAGUGCUUGUUAAUACAGCUGGCUGCUUGCAGAUAACAAAACCAGUGUCGUAGUUCUUACCAAACCGGAAACGGGGGAUAGUGAAUUGUGUGGCUUCUAGUGAAUCCGUAUCUAAACAGCAAAGUUCAAUUCAUCAUGAAACAUCUGACAUCGUUCCUAGCAUUUGCCGCAUGGAUCCUGCUGGUCGCUGAAGCCCUUCCGGACACCAUCCGAAUCGGUGGCCUCUUUCACCCGGAUGACGACCACCAGGAGAUUGCGUUCCGUUAUGCGGUCGAGAAAAUCAACUCGGAUCGAACGAUUCUGCCGCGGUCCAAGCUGUCGGCCCAGAUCGAACGGAUCUCUCCGCAGGACAGCUUCCUGGCGUCGAAGCGAGUGUGCCAUCUGUUGCGAGCUGGAGUGGCAGCUAUUUUUGGGCCGCAGUCGUCGCACACCGCCAGCCACGUCCAGAGCAUCUGCGAUACUAUGGAGAUUCCGCACCUGGAAACACGCUGGGACUAUCGACUGAGGCGUGAAAGUUGUUUGGUGAAUCUCUAUCCGCACCCGAGCACACUAUCGAAGGCCUACGUGGAUCUGGUGGCAGCCUGGGGCUGGAAAUCCUUCACCAUCAUCUACGAAACGAACGAAGGUCUGGUGCGGAUGCAGGAGUUGCUCAAAGCACAUGGGCUAUCCGAAUACCCCAUCACGGUCCGGCAGUUGAGCGACUCAGGCGACUACCGACCACUGCUGAAGCAGAUCAAAAACUCGGCCGAAUCGCACAUCGUGCUGGAUUGUACGACCGAGAAAAUCUACGAGGUGCUGAAACAGGCCCAGCAGAUUGGGAUGAUGAGCGAUUACCACAGCUAUCUGAUCACGUCGCUGGACCUGCACACCAUCAGCCUGGACGAGUUCAAGUACGGUGGCACCAACAUCACCGCCUUCCGGUUGGUUGAUCCGGAAAAUCCGGAAGUGGCGCAAGCCAUCCACAACUGGACCGUGGGCGAGGCCCGGCUCGGCAAAAGAAUUGAUUUCAAAACAACGGAAAACGUGACUGUUAUCAAGGCCGAGACCGCGCUGAUGUACGAUGCCGUCCAUUUGUUCGCGAAAGCCCUGCACGACCUGGACACCAGCCAGCAGAUUGACAUCCACCCGUUGUCCUGUGAUGCGCAGGACACCUGGCCCCAUGGAUACAGCCUGAUAAAUUACAUGAAAAUCGUGGAAAUGCGUGGCCUAACGGACGUCAUCAAGUUCGACCACCAGGGCUUCCGGAGCGAUUUCGUGCUGGACAUUGUCGAGCUGGGACCGCAGGGUUUGCGCAAGAGCGGCACGUGGAAUUCCACUUCCGGGGUGAACUUCACCCGCAGCUACGGCGAACAGCAGAAGGAAAUCGUCGAAAUACUGCAGAACAAAACGCUCAUCGUGACGACGAUCCUGAGCUCGCCGUACUGCAUGCGGAAGGACUCGGCCGAAAAGCUGACCGGAAACUCGCAGUUCGAGGGCUAUGCCAUCGAUUUGAUACAUGAGGUUUCGAAAAUACUCGGUUUUAACUACACGAUCCGGUUGGCACCGGAUGGGCGGUACGGCAGCCAGAACAAGGAGACACUUGAAUGGGACGGCAUGAUAAAGGAGCUGCUGGAGCAACGGGCAGACCUGGCCAUCGCCGAUCUCACCAUCACCUUCGACCGGGAGCAGGUGGUGGACUUUACCAUGCCAUUCAUGAAUCUGGGCAUUUCCGUGCUGUACCGAAAACCGGUGAAGCAACCGCCCAACCUGUUCUCCUUCCUGUCCCCGCUCUCGCUAGACGUGUGGAUCUACAUGGCAACGGCUUAUCUCGGCGUUUCCGUCCUGCUGUUCAUCCUGGCGCGGUUCACACCGUACGAGUGGCCGACGCCAAAUCCCUGCGAUCCGCAUCCGGAAAAACUGCAGACCCAGUUCACGCUGAUGAACUGCAUGUGGUUCGCCAUUGGUUCCCUGAUGCAGCAGGGAUGUGACUUCCUGCCCAAGGCUGUCUCCACCCGGAUGGUCGCCGGAAUGUGGUGGUUCUUCACGCUGAUCAUGAUCAGCUCGUACACUGCCAACCUGGCGGCGUUCCUCACCGUUGAACGCAUGGAUUCGCCAAUCGAGAGCGCCGAAGAUCUGGCCAAGCAGACCAAGAUCAAGUACGGAGCGUUGCGUGGCGGUAGCACAGCUGCUUUCUUCCGGGAUUCAAACUUCUCCACGUACCAACGGAUGUGGUCCUUCAUGGAGUCGACCCGGCCGUCCGUUUUCACGGCAAGCAACAUCGAAGGCGUUGAACGCGUCGUCAAGGGCAAGGGAAGCUACGCGUUCCUAAUGGAGUCCACCUCGAUCGAGUACGUCAUCGAACGGAACUGCGAACUGACCCAGGUCGGAGGAAUGCUCGAUUCUAAAGGAUACGGUAUUGCGAUGCCACCGAAUUCUCCAUUUCGCACUGCCAUCAGUGGUGCCGUCCUGAAGCUUCAAGAGGAGGGUAAGCUACACAUUCUGAAAACUCGCUGGUGGAAGGAGAAACGAGGCGGAGGAUCAUGCAGGGAUGAAACGUCAAAGUCCAGUUCUACCGCGAACGAGCUUGGGCUAGCCAACGUGGGAGGAGUCUUUGUCGUACUGAUGGGUGGAAUGGGCGUGGCUUGCGUGAUUGCAGUGUGCGAGUUUGUUUGGAAGUCCCGAAAAGUGGCCGUCGAGGAGCGGGAGAUCUCCCUCUGCUCGGAGAUGGCCUCCGAACUGCGAUUCGCUCUCAAGCGCAACCGAUCGGCCACAAAAGUAGCAUCCGGCAACAGCCACAACAACACUCUUCGUACGUCCACCAGUUCCCGAGCAUCGCCGAAAGAUUCCGAACCCUCCUCCGAGCAUCGGUUCCACCCACUUGGGCCACCUUACGCGCAGUACGAAUUCGAUCCGAAAGCAGUUGGACAAUAACUUCGACGCCCUGCGUGAUCUUGUAUUAAACACUUCCCGAGGUAUAACAAUUGUAUAUUGAAUGUAGUUGUCGAAUUAAUAGUCUUUUCCACUGAGAAAUCGUACGCCACGUUGACUCCUAGUCCCAUUCCGAAGAUUGAUAAUUCAACUUUUCGCAUACGAAAUGAGAAGAGCAUUGCCUUCGAUGCAUUUUGAAAUCAGAAAUUCGUUUUGUUUUUAUGAAUAAAAGAUUGAUCAUAAGACUCAAUGUAAAUGUAUACUAACUUUCUCCAAAAAACGUGUAAUAUAAGUUGAAUCGGAUCAUUCAAAGCAAUACAUUUAAGUGAAAUUUGACGAAAAAUGUAAAAGACACAAUUUAGCAAACUGUUGAUUGAAGUUUUCCAACACAAAUCAAGUGAGGCUUUGUUUUCUACUCAAAAAAAAACAUCAAACCAAAAUCCCCAUCAAUCAAUGUAAUUAUCAAAGAUCCUAAAUGUUUACGAGCAUAAACACUUUUUCGCAGUUCAUACAAUCUUCCAGAGAGAGAAAACAUUCGAAAGAAAACGAAAAUAUUACACCCAUUGUAGAAAACCUGCUAGCACAUUUACACAAACCUAGAGAAAGAUGGAAACGGUCGAAGCAAAACAACAGCGAGAAGAAAACAACUACAAAGAAUCGAUAAUAAAGAGUAAACAUUUUUUCGAAUUUGUAAACAAAA
Molecule: messenger RNA, 4133 nt
Organism: Aedes aegypti (yellow fever mosquito)
Lineage: Eukaryota; Metazoa; Arthropoda; Insecta; Diptera; Culicidae
Gene: KaiR1D
Product: glutamate receptor ionotropic, kainate 2
Exons: 18
Coding region: 662-3436 (924 amino acids)
Biological process (GO): synaptic transmission, glutamatergic; monoatomic ion transport; modulation of chemical synaptic transmission
Cellular component (GO): postsynaptic membrane; plasma membrane
Molecular function (GO): transmitter-gated monoatomic ion channel activity involved in regulation of postsynaptic membrane potential; glutamate-gated receptor activity
Source: RefSeq, a predicted model, not a curated record